AUGAAAUUGAUAGCCGCAAUUGCCGCCUUAGUGGGCUUCGCCUCUGCAGGGCAGCUGUACAGUCAGCAGCAAGUCGAGAACUACCAGAGUGCACAGGAAGCACUCCAUCCGGCGCCAGAGUACCAACAGGGGGCUUUUGCAGAGCCCGCCUACGCUGCACAGCAUACGGUGUACCAGGGAAGACCGCUAGCCGAGAAGACGGCGAGGAUUAUCAGCUACCACUCGGAAAACAACGUUCACAACUACAACUACGGCUACGAGACUGAAAAUGGUAUAAAGGCCCAAGAAGUCGGCCAAACACCAAAAGGGACCCAUGCAGAGGGCGGUUUCUCCUACGCGGGCGACGACGGCCACGUGUACACCGUAACUUACACCGCCGAUGAGAACGGUUUCAGAGCUUUCGGCGCCCACCUGCCGACCCCACCGCCAAUCCCGGAGGCCAUCCUGAGAUCCUUGGAGCAGAACGCCAAGGACGAGGCCAAUGGGAUUUUCGAUGACGGCCAGUACAGGGACCCGCACCAGGCGCAUGCCUAUCAGCAAUAUGAUACAGCUGCCUUGCAGCACGCUGCCUACCACGCUUCCCCGGCACAGGGUAGCCCAAUCGAAGCCGGCUACCAUAAG
Molecule: messenger RNA, 621 nt
Organism: Iphiclides podalirius (scarce swallowtail)
Lineage: Eukaryota; Metazoa; Arthropoda; Insecta; Lepidoptera; Papilionidae
Source: the annotation of a GenBank genome assembly